AGAUUUAGGUUCUUUAAAUGAAGGAUUUGUUGAGGCUGAAAAACAUGCAAUGCUUGAAGAGUUUAUGGAACUUGUUAAGAAAAAGUCCAUGUGUCUGAAUAUAUAAUGGAUUUUAUAUAAUGGCUGUUAUGGUUGUACAGCCAACCUUAGGGCAGAAGUUGGCUGUUCAACUGUAACUCAUCCUCCCAGGGCAGACGAUGUCCUGCCAAGGCAUCUUGGAGUAGUUUCAGGCCUGUGGCAUCACCUAGCUUCCACAUACACUCACACACACACACACACACACACACACACACACACCCACACACAAGGAAACAGAUCGUAUCACUGAGCAAGGCAAGGAUAUACUGUGACCAAGGGCAAAUGCGACCUGCAUGUUGAUUCUGAUUCUGAAAUGUCACUUCACAAGGAAAGCUGUAUGUAAAAGAUAAGAGUCAGUAUAUUCCUGAUGUAUGACCAUUUGUUUUAACUCUUUCUAUUAAAGAAUCAUUCUGGCCUAGUGCAUAUCAUAGGUAAAUAAAAACAUCAUGAGUAGCUUCAGCUGGUAGGUUUUAUCUGCCCAAGUAGAAUAUAAAAUUACAUUAUUUACAGAAGGGUCCAAAUAUGACUAGAAUGCAAUUAGGAUAUAAUUUGUAUAUUUUCCAGGGUAUUUAUUAUUAUUAUUUUUAUAAAGUGCAUUUCACAAAUGUUAUUUUUAGAUCUAACUUAUACAAUAUACAUAGCACUCCUUUUAAUGACUGCCUGUGCUAUCAUUUAGAAACUUUCACAGCUGUAACGGUAGUAGCAAUCACACUGUCCUAUAUAUGUAUUGUCAGUUUGGAUUGAAACAACUGUCACACCAAAACCAAUUAAACAUUCAUAUCACAACUAACACACUUAUUGCGGGCGGCAUAGCAUUGGUACGACAAUAACAAUAAAUUAGGAAAAUAAACCUUGAUAAAUACAUGCUCAACAGAUGUUUCUGCCAUUAUAUGAGCAUUUGUGCAGUGUGAUAAACACAAAGACCACAAAAAACACAAAGAGGCGCUUUGAUGUGACAACUGUCAUCCCUAUCAUCAGUUGAUGUUUUAGGAAUACCAAUUAUCUGUGACAUGAUUUUCACACCAGAUGAAACAAGUGAAAUCGUUUUAAUAAUAAAUAGAAAAUGGAGAUAUAUACUAUAGUCUAUUACUGCAAAUGAUGACUCAGUCUUGAAAUAACCAAGGUAACAUAACCUACUCCUCGGUCCAAAAACUGAGGGCAGCAUUUACCUCUAUGAAGUAUCCAAUAGCUUUUUUUUUUUUUUUUUUUUUAUUUCUUUAAUAUACACAGUGUGUUUAUUGCUGCAGUAUCUUAAACACAAGUAACCUUGUUGAAGCAGGACAGCCCAUCGGUGUAGGAGGUUAUUUAUAAUCUAAAUUACUUUCACCAGCUGCUAUGAUAGCUGUGCCUUAUGUCUUCAUUGUGUGCCACUGAAAAUCUAAAUUAACCAUAUCUCUCCUCGGAUCUAUGAAGACAUACAGACAGACAGAAACUACAAGAGAAGACAAAGAAGCUUCUCUCAAACUGUCUGGAUGGCACUUUCUAGAAUGCAGAAGACCAUCCAGAGGUGGAAAGUAACCAAGUACAUUUGAUCAAAAAUUAUGUGGUACAAUUUUGAGAACUUGUAGUAUUUUGUUGUUUUUUUAUUUUUAUUUUUAUUUUUAUGUUGAGACUCCACUACAUUGAUUUGACAUGAAGUUACUGGUUAUUUUGUGAGCUCAUGAAAGGUGACUUGUACAGUAUUUGAUGUAGUUAUAACUUAUUGAUACUAUUUGGGUCAGCUAAAAUAUUUAAAUAUGCAUUACUGUGUCAAUAAUUUAUUCUAAAAGGGUCGGUUUCUCACUUUCGACACUUAAAAGCAUUUCCCCCCUAUAUACUUCAAUUAAAAUGUGAGUUCAGGACUUAUUUGAUGGGUAUAGUUUUAACAAUGUAGUAUUACAUUUAUUAUAUUAUUAUAGGGUAUUUUUCAAUGACUGAUUCCAUCAGAGAGGAAAAGGUGAGUGUUAAUUUUCGCUCACACUACAGGGGCUGAGUGUAGCACUUCCGCCCUCUCUUGUGUGAUACACCUGAACGUUGUUGCCAGGCAGCCAAUUACCUAGCGACCAGGCCUCAGCUAGAGUGUCUCACCUGCAGCAACGGGCCGGCCAACUCUGGUGUCAGUCAUAGGGGCCAGCCAACUGCACGGUAAACUUUCUCUCGGUGAAUACUAACAAACCCACUGGGCUCCAUGGGUAACAGCAGCUUCAGCUUUACAGGGCUAAACCGAGCUGUUCACAAUGUGUUGAUAAAAAAGGCCAGGAGAAUUUAUCACAAGAAGAUUGGGACAUGUCAGAGAGUUCUUCAGGUGUGAACACUCUCAGUGGCAGCUUCCCCAAAUCCCACUCGUCCCAGUGCUCUGACCGUGGUGUUACACACACACCUCUCUUUGUGGACCACAGUCCUGAUUCUGGACUAGUAUCUACACCUCUUCCAUCAAAUCGGUUCCGAUUUGUGUCUUGGCAUCGCCUGGAGCAUUGUGAUGUCACAGGUGACCAGCUGACCUGCCCCAGAGUGAGAGAAGGGCCAUCAGAAGAGGAGCUCUUUCAAAGAGAGGGGGAUGACUGCUGUUUGGAGCAGGGGAGGAGGAGAAGGAGAGAGGAGGAAGGACAGAGAUGGGAGGAGAGACUGCAAGAAAAUUGGGAAAACUGUCUGGAGUUAAAUCUGUCCUACCAGGACUUGGGUGAUCCUUUCCAGAAAGAGAAUUUCCUCCGGAUCCUCCGCCGGUUGAUCCGUGUGGAGAAACUACAACUGGUUGACAACUCUCUCACCAACCUGAGUUCUGUACGUCUGCCAAGGUGCAGAAUUCUAAAUCUGCACCGUAACCACCUGGUGUGUCUGCGUCAGCUGCCAAAGCUCCCAGCAGUGGAGCACCUUUGUCUGUCUGAGAACGCCAUUGGCUCCCUGAGGGGACUGGGAACUCUGGAGAACAGCUCGCUGCGCUCCCUAAACCUGACUCACAACCCAGUGACCUUCACUCAGGACUACCGUGCACAUGUUUUCUCCUGUUUGCCAAAGCUUGAGGUCCUGGAUGGAAUCCCUAAGUUGCCAGAAGACUCUCUGCCCACCAGACUACAGUUCCCAGAAACCACCAGGAUGUGCAACAUUUUGUGACAUUCUUCCAUGGAUGGAUGUGUACUGACUCAGAUCUCCCAAUCCUGUUUGCAGAACUUACUGAAGUGAUGGCGAAGGCUUCAGCAAAGUACUCCACACUUUGAAAUUGCACUGAGGGUUUCACUGAUCUCUUCAGCGGAAAGCCAACUGGCAGUCAGUCACUAACACAAACUGUCUCACAACUGUAGCUCAAAAUCAGGUUUUAGGCCACACUGAAAAUACUGUCAGAGACACUGUAAUGGUAAUGUGCUUGAACGCCACGUAAAAUGCUGUUUAAAUAAAACAAUAUAUUCAUAUUUUUUUAAACUUAGAUUUUUUUAUGUAUUCGGAAUUUGGAUAAUAAAUCGAAAAU
Messenger RNA from Seriola aureovittata, 3520 nucleotides. RefSeq lists its product as uncharacterized. The record is from RefSeq and is a predicted model, not a curated record. The transcript has 7 exons. The coding region runs from base 2344 to 3168 and encodes 274 amino acids. NCBI's taxonomy places the organism in Eukaryota, Metazoa, Chordata, Actinopteri, Carangiformes, Carangidae.